CUAAGACUUUUCUGUUUCCUGUUGACUUCGCUCCCGAACCUGGCAGAAUGGCUUCAGUCCAGACUCUCCGGCAGUUCGUCGACGAUCGUCUGGCCGCUGUUGCAGAAGAAAUCUUCGGAGUGUUUCAGCAAACUGUGUCCGAAUUGGAGGAAGAGGUGAGCCGCCAGCGGAAGCUGCUGGAAGCCCUGCUGGAGCAACCCGUGGUUCGGCCGCUAAACACAGGUGUCCAGCAGCUUUGCAUGACGAAACAAGAAGAUUCUUCUCAGCAGCAGGAACAGAGACCCAGUCCAAACCGAGCAGAACCAAAAUGGCUACAGAAUGAAGAUGAGGUGCUGGAAAAUGAGACUGUGGUCCAAGUCAAGUGUGAAAUUGAAGACCUGACGGAGGAGGAGCCUCCAGCCUGCUGCAUGACAGGGAACAUUAAAACAGAAGAUGAUGGAGAGGUGUGUGGAGCACCAGAACCAGCAGACUCCUCUGGUCCUCUUCCCCUCUCUGUCCACCAGGGGUCACUGUCUUCUCAAGGUGACACUGACGACACUGACGACAGUGAAGACUGGAGAGAAACUACUGACACACAGCCGGGAUUGGACUCGAAGGAAGUGUCGGCCUCUCCUGACACCUGCCCACUGGCCCCUGGCCCCUCCUCCUCCUCCUCCUCCUCCUCCUCCUCCACACUGGCCCCUCAGGCAGUCGAUGGACUUGCGUCUGCUGAAGAUGAAACUCUGUCUUCACUGGCCGUUGGUGAGCAGAAUGCGUUUGGAUGCCGCCACGUUGACCGACUUGCUGAGUACCUGGUCGGGCUGCGGAGUCAGGUCUCUCUCUGUCUCAGCCACCUGCAGGCGAGUAGUGUGAUAGCGCUGUGGGAGAGCCUGGAGGACGGGGACAAACAGCAGGUGGCCGAUGCAAGGCACCGGCAUGGACUUUUGAGUGGACACUUUAGGACCCCGAAGAGUCCCUCAGAAACACCAGGCGCGGAGAGCGCCACUGACUGCUUGCUGGCUCAGUGCUCUCAUUGUCGGCUGGUGGAGAGCAUUUUUGUUCGGCUCUGUGGUCUGCAUUCUAGCCCGGGAAGGAAAGGCAAGGGGCCAUUUCUGAGGUGGUCUUUCAUAUUGAGGGACUACCACAGAAUCAGGGAUCUGGUCCUCAGCAAUGCCCGGGUGAUGGCAGGAACUGAGCUGCAGCUAGUGGAGGUCAGCCAGGAUGCCCUCAUACAGUGGCACAGCAGCUGGCAGAAGAGCAAGGAGCUCUCCACGUUGCUGCAAGGCGCCGCCUCACCUCCCAUGAUCCCAGCGUCAGAGGAGCCUCUGCAGGUGGCAACAGCACGACCAGCUGGAACCGUCCCAGCGCAGCAGGAGCACCAGGACCAGCUACCCAGGAGCACUGCAGCUCAGGCAAGGAAGAGACAAGGCCCCGCCAUGCAUAAAGGAACACCCAAAAGGCAGUUGUUUGUUGCGCCCCCUACAGCUGCAGCAGCUCCUGUUGUCUUGCAGGCCGGACACCCUGUUGUUUAUUUUCGGUACGUCCUGCCAAGGCCAGAGGGCAGUGUACUGCAAAAGUCCCGUUGGCAGACUCCAAAGAGGCCGUACAGAAGGACUGUGCAGGCCAACACCUGCAAGAAAUGCGGCCAAUUCCGCACAGCAGGUACUGGGCACAGUCAGUUCCGGGGGCGGGUUUACUGCCCAUAUUUUGAGUCACUUGCUAAACGACAGUGGUUGGAAGAGAUGAGGAGGAAGUUCUCAGCAUGAGAACACUGUGAAUAGCUGUACAUAGUCUUAAAAAUAUGAUUCAUGAGCUUGAAGUGAAUAGCUGUUGUUCAGUUCGGGGUCAUCAGUCCUGCCCGCUGACCUUUACAGUUUUGCCAAAACAAACCAAACUGAGUGACAAAAUAGACCCAUCAUCCUCACCAUGGACUGGGCUGGGUGUGAAGAUGCAGGAGUUCAGUUCGACCACUCCAUGACCAAGCCAUCUUCAGCUGACCACAGCAGACACAUCCACACAGGAGGAGCACAUGUCCAUGUGUAGACAAAGCUCAGAGAAACCUCCCAGGGAGCAGGUUUUUUUUUUUACUUUAUCUUUCACCUGACCUGAUGAUGUGUGACAUGUGAACAUAUAAUGGACUUACUUAAUCGCAGAGUUUGAUGGUAGUUAUCACCUAAUUGAAAAAGGCUUUUACUUUCCAGUAUGUGGAAUUUAUUCCAUCAAAGUAUGGAUGUAAAAAUCAGUUUCAUUCUAUUUUCCU
Molecule: messenger RNA, 2239 nt
Organism: Synchiropus splendidus (mandarinfish)
Lineage: Eukaryota; Metazoa; Chordata; Actinopteri; Syngnathiformes; Callionymidae
Exons: 4
Coding region: 48-1745 (565 amino acids)
Source: RefSeq, a predicted model, not a curated record